Messenger RNA from Tuber melanosporum (Perigord truffle), 2018 nucleotides. RefSeq lists its product as uncharacterized. The coding region runs from base 675 to 1733 and encodes 352 amino acids. The transcript has 6 exons. The record is from RefSeq and is a predicted model, not a curated record. Gene Ontology annotation, biological process: fructose 6-phosphate metabolic process; fructose metabolic process; fructose 1,6-bisphosphate metabolic process. Gene Ontology annotation, molecular function: fructose 1,6-bisphosphate 1-phosphatase activity. Gene Ontology annotation, cellular component: cytosol; cytoplasm. Lineage: Eukaryota; Fungi; Ascomycota; Pezizomycetes; Pezizales; Tuberaceae.
GGCUGUUGGGGCUUUUCUGCGGGACUCAAGUUUGGCUGGCAUCUUUGGCCCAGACACUUUGUGUUUGUGGCAUGCGCAUGGUGGCGAUCACGGGCUAACUUCCCACACCCCAUUCUCUCUAUUUGGGGCCAAAAGCUACUACCGUACCGUAUUGCUCCCUGGUUUCAAGACGUCACGAGCCUCUUUCCAUGCUUCUUAUGGCAAACCAGCUUCGCUCCACAACAAAAGAAAGGAAAAAAUAGGAUCUGGACUAACAAUGCGUUGAAUUUCUGCCAAUAACGGAUGUCCCCUAAUAUCUUCGGUUAUAGACGGGCAGGAGCCCUCACAGCUCCCCAGCGGCUUUGACGAUGGGUAAGAGGAACAUCGCGGGGAAGCAGCCCCAGCAGAGAGAUGGAUGAGGGACCAAAGUGUAUUCAUUGCUUAGCUCGGCAGUCGCAGCAAUUCGGGACGAGGGAUUAGUUGAUGCUCAUGCUCUUCUUUCCCCACAAAUGUUCCCUCUUGUCCCUUCCUUCCAUACUUCCGAGCUUACUGUAAAUAGCCUGGGAGGGUGGUGUAGCAAACUUACUUAUUCUACCCUAUCCCCUCUCUCCUCCAUUUUCCCUUCGCCCUUACCUUAUUUCCUGCCUUCGUGAAUACUCCCUUCUCUUCUUAAAAAAUCUUGGUCGUUUACAGACAUGACUUCUAAUGGAAGUGGAAGUGGUCACCAUGGCGACUCUGAGGUGAAGACUGACAUUAUCACUCUUACUCGCUUCCUUACAGAGGAGCAGCAUAGACUUGGUCCACAUGCCACUGGGGACUUCACAUUGCUAUGUCACGCUCUCCAGUUCUCAUUCAAGAGCAUUGCUUACUACAUUCGACGAGCCACCUUGAUUAAUCUUAUCGGUCUUGCCGGUUCCUCAAACAUGACCGGGGACGACCAAAAGAAGCUUGAUGUAAUCGGUAACGAGAUCUUCGUCAACACCAUGCGUGGUUGCGGGAAAGUGAAGGUAUUGGUUUCGGAAGAGGAAGAAGAAGCCAUCAUUUUCCCCGGUCAUGGUAAAUACGCCGUCGUUUGUGACCCCAUUGAUGGUUCGUCCAAUCUCGACGCUGGUGUAUCCGUUGGUACUAUUUUUGGUAUCUUCAAACUCGAUGAUGAUGCCGAAGGAAAGGCGAAGGAUAUGCUCAAGCCUGGAACCGAACUGGUAGCUUCCGGGUUCACCAUGUACGGUGCUAGCGCCAAUUUGGUUCUUACCAUGAAGGGCGGUUCGGUCAAUGGGUUUACGUUAGACACUGCCCUUGGCGAGUUCAUCCUGACGCAUCCCGAUAUGAGAAUUCCGAAAUCAAAGGGAAUCUACUCGGUCAAUGAAGGAAACUCCCUUUACUGGACCGAACCUUGCAAGGCUUACUUCGAGAGCAUCAAGUAUCCUCAGCAGCCCGGCGCAAAGCCGUACUCUGCUCGUUACAUUGGAUCCAUGGUCGCAGAUGCCUACAGGACCCUCUGCUACGGGGGUCUCUUCGCCUACCCCGCCGACAAGAAGAGUCCUAAGGGCAAGCUUAGGAUCUUGUACGAGUGCGCGCCCAUGGCUAUGGUCAUGGAGAAUGCCGGAGGAUUGGCCAUCACGAGUGAUCAGAGGAGAAUGCUUGAGGUAGUGCCCGAACACAUCCACGACCGUUCUGGGAUCUUCAUGGGAUCGUAUGACGAAGUCACCAAGGUCACAGAAGUUUUCAAGAAGCACGGUGUAGUUGCAAAGUAGGAUGGAUUUAUUUUCUUUCUCGCUGGUCGGUAUUUUAAUUGGAAGGAAUGGCGUUAAGGGUAGCUUAUAUAGUACCAGUACUUUAGACCGUGGCGUCUAAGGUACGAGUACAUGGACGUUAAUCCAUCCAUCCAUUCAUUCCAAAUAACCCAAUCGGUAGCCCUUGACUUGUUCUAUGUUCAAACUUUUUCUUCUUCUUUGCCUGCCCUGCCCUUUUCCCUACAAUUCUGUGAAGACAUUGUCUGUACUGUACCUUGCUUGCUCAAAAAGAUAUUUUCCCCCCUA